AUGGGUCGAAUGUUAUAUACUCAAUUAUUUCGACCUCGACGAAUUUUAAUUGUACUUAGUUUUAUAAUAUUAUUAAUUGCUGCAAAUCAUUUCUAUGCUACUUCUUUAACAAGUUCAACAGAAAAUGUUAAGUCACGUUCUCCUAGACGAAAUGUUAGAGAAAAACAAAUAACUGAACAGAUCGUUGAAAUCAAAGAUCGACAGCCAUUCUAUAAAUUAUAUAUAUAUGAAGGAUAUGAAGUUGAUUUGGAUCGUAAACGUGCACAAGCUAAACUAAUUGAUAAUAUAAAACUUUAUGAAAAAUGUCAACAAAAUCACAAAACACUUGUUCUUGAUGUUGGUGCUUCUUUAGGACACUUUGGCUUAUAUGCUGCAGCAUGUGGAUGUCGUGUUUAUAUGUUUGAGGUUGAUCCAAUCAAAAUUUCAUUACUUCAAAAAUCAAUUAAAUUAAAUUCAUUUGAAACACGUGUUACUUUAAUUCCAAAAGCAAUUAGUGAUUUACCACCAAAAACUAAAAUUUAUAUGAGUUUUAAUACUAGUAGUCAAGUACCUGGUAAUGAAGUUGAUGAGAGUUCAGACAUGUAUGCUGUAGAAACAACAAAUUUGAAUCAAUAUAAUUUUUCUACGGAUAUUUAUUUAUUUCGUGUUGAUGUUGAAGGUUAUGAAAUACAUGUAUUUCGUUCAUGUGAAAAUUUAUUUCGUAAGAAUAUUAUACAUCAUGUUCUAUUUCAAUAUACACCUUCAGGAACAGAUCGAGUUUUACAAAAUGAUCUUCUUAGUUAUAUGAGAGAUAUUCUUGGUGGACGAAGAUUUUAUGCAUUACAUCCAAGACAACCUAUUUUAUAUGGUCCAAUAUAUAAUGAAGAUAUUGAACACUUUUAUACUCAACAUCAAGCACUAAAUUUAGAAAGAGAUGUUUAUGUAUUAUUUCAAGAUGAGGAUUUAAAUAUUGAUUCUAAACCUUAUGAAUUUCAAUCAUCUUUUGAUUAA
Rotaria sp. Silwood2 is the source of this 990-nucleotide messenger RNA. The record is from the annotation of a GenBank genome assembly. NCBI's taxonomy places the organism in Eukaryota, Metazoa, Rotifera, Eurotatoria, Philodinida, Philodinidae.